Branchiostoma belcheri (Belcher's lancelet) is the source of this 865-nucleotide messenger RNA. RefSeq names its product carbohydrate sulfotransferase 11-like. Lineage: Eukaryota; Metazoa; Chordata; Leptocardii; Amphioxiformes; Branchiostomatidae. Gene Ontology annotation, molecular function: sulfotransferase activity. The coding region runs from base 188 to 865 and encodes 225 amino acids. Gene Ontology annotation, cellular component: membrane. The record is from RefSeq and is a predicted model, not a curated record. Gene Ontology annotation, biological process: carbohydrate biosynthetic process. The transcript is spliced from 5 exons.
AGGUACCAGCCUUCCGGCUAUUGAUGAACAAGAGAAGAGAAUUACCGUCUUUAAUGAGUACUGCAGAAAGAAACCACAAUCGGGGUUCCAUUCGCAAAAGUACCGACAUCAUUUAAUCGUUAUUGACAAGACUAAAACUAUUUACUGUUACAUCCCUAAAACUGGAUGCACUACAACAAAACUAGUGAUGUACAAUCUCCAACACGACACAAAUGUGAGCAUUGCAGAUAACAAAAGGAUACAGAUUCACCGGUACCCCUUUAAGCUACUCAACAGCUACAGUAUGGAAGAUGCGGCCAUGCGUUUAAAGACAUACAACAAACUCAUUGUCGUCCGGGACCCCUUGGAGAGGCUAGCUUCUGCCUGGCUUGAGAAAUUUGUCCACAGUAAACUCCGCUUCUCAUACAUAAGGACCUUACAGCAGGAGGUGUGGAAGUCCAAGGUGGAAAACACAACAACGAAUAAGUCUUUGAGGGGCGACUUACCACCUAUUUCCUUCAGGGAUUUUAUCUGGAGUAUCAUUAACAAUAAAUACAGAGAUGUGCACUGGGAACCGUUCUUUAGUCUAUGUGCUCCCUGCCAGGUUCAAUACGAUUUCAUCGCUCAUACGGACACGCUGGUAGAAGACCUUCGUCUGUUCUUCCACAGGAGCGGUAUUGUAGGGAAGGACGGCAUCCUCCCGAGACAACACCCCUCACGGGCUAAAGCAAACUUCGGUAACACUUUCCAGGAGGUCCCGACGGAGGACAUAUUUCGGAUCGGAGAAAUUUACAAACCGGAUUUCGAAAUGUUUGGAUACUCCUUUGACCAAGACCUCGAGAUGAUUGAAAAGGAACGACCGAACACACUUAAACAAAAUGCCUGA